Lingula anatina is the source of this 774-nucleotide messenger RNA. Its product is annotated as coiled-coil domain-containing protein 169-like. The record is from RefSeq and is a predicted model, not a curated record. Lineage: Eukaryota; Metazoa; Brachiopoda; Lingulata; Lingulida; Lingulidae.
AUGAAGUGCGAACUUGCACAUGAACGUGAAAUGAAGAAGCUUCUUCAGCAAUCGAGAGACGAUUGGAAACUCACUGUGGCCGAGCUCAAGAAACGUUACGAUAACGCCAUGCAUGAUGAUUACGAGUGGAAAAUACGUUAUGAGACCCAAGUAGACAUCAACAAGCAAUUUGAAAGACAAAUCCAGCAGUUAGCCGAAAAAUUGAGGAACCAAAAAACCAACAUAAAGAAUAAAACAGACUUAGAUAAUAUGGCCGAAACCGACCUUAAAAGGAUGAUAAGUCAAUUGACCAGAGAGAAGGGCAACUUAGACAGUCAACUCAAAGAUUUCGAGUGGCGACUCGACCAGGAAGCCAAAGCUUUUAUUCGAGCUGACGAAAAACGGAAAAUGAUUCUCCUCGACAUCAGCCAGGCUAAGAAUGUAAUAAAGGAGACUGAGAGGCAGUGUGACGCAAGACUUUUUAACAUGAGAAAGAAGCACUAUAAAAGGCUACGAGAAAGAUUCAAAGUCACCUUGCCACCCUUGGAUAGAGAGUCAAAUAAACGUGUGGUCGUUGCAGAAGGGGGGUACGCCAAACAGGCAAAGAUGAAAAGUGAGAAGAAAAAACCAAAGAAUUCUUCUCGCAUGUUGAACCCUAAGAUGGGACCAGCGAAAAAAACUGCUUUAGUUAAUAAAUUACCACCUAUUCAAGACGAUAUGCCAAAAGUGUCCGGACCAAGUGUUAUUGAAGUUUCGUUUUCAAGACAUAGAGCCACUGACGUUAGAAAUGAGUAA